Folsomia candida is the source of this 4172-nucleotide messenger RNA. RefSeq lists its product as uncharacterized. NCBI's taxonomy places the organism in Eukaryota, Metazoa, Arthropoda, Collembola, Entomobryomorpha, Isotomidae. The record is from RefSeq and is a predicted model, not a curated record. The coding region runs from base 547 to 3948 and encodes 1133 amino acids. Gene Ontology annotation, biological process: regulation of transcription by RNA polymerase II. The transcript is spliced from 9 exons. Gene Ontology annotation, cellular component: nucleus. Gene Ontology annotation, molecular function: DNA-binding transcription factor activity, RNA polymerase II-specific; RNA polymerase II transcription regulatory region sequence-specific DNA binding.
CCAACUCCUAGUCAUCAUGAAUAGUGAAUAACACACCGUGUUGUAUGUAAGUACUUCAUAUUUACAAAAGCUAAGCUCCUUUAUAUCUAUCUGACUCCAUUUCCUCCUCUGUUAUUACAAGCACUUGUGUACCGCAGCUUCAUAUUAACAUGCACCCGUUUUCUGCCUUCUUCCUGUUUAAACUUUAAAUAUUUUGUAUUUCUCUGAAACACAAAUUACAUCUUAAUUGGCCGUGAUUCUGGUAUAACUACACAAUAUUAAAUACAAAAAUACCGUGUAUCUACCUAAUCAGCCUAAACAUACAUCAUUUACUAUUAGUGUGACACAUAUGUACAUACAUAUGUACGUAUACGAACGUGUGAAAGAAAACCCGUGUUACGUGACGUACUAUUCAUGGUAUGUGCAAACUAUGCGUAAUUUCAGGAAGAUGUGAGACAUUGUGAAACGUUUAUUUUAUGCACUUGAUUAAUACGUGAUGAUAUUUUGACUUUAUGAAAAACAAAACAUUAAGUUUUUUACCAGUGUGAUUAGAGUUUGGUGAAAAACAUGGGUGGUCAAUUCCGAUGUAAAUUGUGUGGACAUACGGCGCCAAAUAAAUUUGGGGUUAUAGGUCAUAUCACCCAUUCUCAUGGGAGGAGUACGAGAGGACGUGAUUUGCAUAAAGAAUGGGAGGAAUUAGACCCCUCUUGGGAUACUGAUAUUAUUCAAUCUACAUUGGAGAGUGGCCUCAAGGCUGAUCAGGAACCCAAAUUAGUAGAGAGUGACAAACCGGAAGCUGAAAUUAUUAAUACGAAAAAUGCCGAGAUGAAAAGCGAUGAUAGCGUCACAACUCAUAAACCUGUAGAGAAGGAUGUAGAAAAUGAGGAAUCGUGUAAAGCUCAGAAAAAAUUAAAACCUUCCAAAUUUCCAACAUUUGGAAGAACCGAAUAUAGAACGCGGGCAAGGUCAAGAAUGGGAGGCAGUUUUGUUCAAAAAUUGCCAGAACCGCUCAAUGCCGCCACUAUUGGCAAAAAGCACAAACUGACCAAAAAUAAGAAACCGACAGUUGUUGAGAAAUUGAGAAAGUUGGACGAGGAUAAACAUGAACUUGACACUAGUGAACUUGUUCCAACAAAUGAAAAUAUUGCAACUGAGGAAAUCAUUGACGAAGGUAAAGAUAAUUUACCCAGUAGCGAUGACACUGACGACAUUUGCAGCAUUGCAAAAAUUCAACACGAUGACCUGACCACUGAUAAACCUAUGGAAAAAGACGUCGUCACUAAUGGCGAAACUUGUAAAACAGCUCAACCGAAAAAGUAUCAUAAUAAAAUCCACCUGCAACGAUUUCUCGCCAAAAAGAAUAAGACAUUAGAAAAUCGUUUGAAACUUGCAGAGGAAAAUUUAGUUACCCCAAUUGAACCACCAAAUACCGCCAAGAUACCCGCGGAAAUUAGUAUUAGUAUUCCAGUUUCCCCUGCCAAAUGUUUGACUCCAGAAAAGCAAGUCGUCGCGCAAAUUAAUAAAACUCCCGAUAAGGAACUUAUCACACAACUCAAUAAAACCCCAAGCCCAGACGAAGCCAAACCUGUCACCCCCAAGACUAAACUGGGUUUCACCAAUUUAGCUUCGCCAAUCGCUGAAACUAUUAAAAGCCCAGAUAAUCGUGAUAAUCAUACCGUCACUGCCGCCAAGGUCGUUAAUAAUAAAUCUCCAGAGAAACAAAGACAACCCGUCCUGGUCGCUAAACGUGCAAUAGAUAAUAAUGUCCUUGUUAACCAAGAAGGCUAUAGCAAACCUCAUAAGCCAAAGACAAAAAUUGGGGGAUCUAACCCCAUAAAUAUGGAACCCUCAUUACAGUUUCCUACACCAAAGCCAAAAUUAGGACGUCGUCGUCUCCUUGAUCCCUCCUUUGCCUGUCCUUACUGUGGAAGGACUCACUCAUCUAAUUGGAAUCUCAAGCUCCACAUUAGAUCUCACACGGGCGAGAAGCCAUUUAGGUGUAUUAGACCAGGGUGUAACAUGGCUUAUGCAGCCAAGCAGCAGCUUCAGAAACAUUUGGCGUCAAAAAUCGGAUGCGGAACUUCAAAGUGGAACAAUUCCGUUUUACAGAAACAAACAUCGCCUGGCGCUCACAAUAUGCAAAGAAAUCCACAACUUUCGUCAUUUGCCAGAGGUUCAACUCAAUCAAUAUUGCAGAAAAUGCAGAAGAACAAAGUCAGGAGGAUAGCGUCACUUCCGGUACAAAAAUCUAUGCCAUCAUCCUCCACGGGUGGGAAUCAGAUUAGAUUUUUACGAAUUCCAAGUUCCCUGCAAAUUCUUCCAAUACAAGAAGAUGACCAAGAUACAAACCAAGACUCCGCAACGACUACUUACAUUAUAAAGCAAUUAGCAAACCCAACUCCAUCGGCCUCAGUUCCAGUUAUCAUGAUAGAUGAUGAUAAUGAGCUGCAAGAAGUUGACUACGUUAGCGUCAACGCUGAUGAAUUUUAUGCUACUAACGAUGAUGGUCAGAUGAAUUACGAGACGAUAAGACUGAAUGAUUAUGGCCAAUAUAACGAUUAUCAACCUGAAUCACCCGAUGUAUUCCCCACCGUUGUGAAUGUCCAAUCAUUGUUCGUCCCUCCAAACGAAGAUUCCACAGUCGUUGAGGUUGAACAGGAGAAGACUCCGGAAAUUCCAAAACCCUACGUUCCACGAAUUUUAGCUAGGAAAAUGACCCAACACAGACGGAAGAUACGGUUUCCCACUGUCGAUAAUAUAGCCCCACUUGAACCGGAUUGGACAAUGAGUUCCAUUCUACCAUCAUAUGAAGAAGAUUUAGGAGGCAUAGCUACUUAUAAUCCAGUUCCAUUUACUGUCUCGUCACCAUCACCAGCUCCUGCUCAAACAAGAUUUAUUUUUGGACCACCACCCCCACAAUUAGUGACACUUACAAAUUUGUCACAAUCCACAUCAUCGAGCACACUGCUGAUGUCACCACCACCGCCACCCAAUCGUCGACCAGUCCCACCCUUAAGACCGAUUGCUCCCCAACCCCCGACAAACAUCCCAACAGCCAUAUUUAAAUGUCUCUCAUGUCUGGAAUCUUUCUCGACCAGAUCAUCUAUGAUAACACAUUUAAAAGGACACUGCAGUGCGUUCAUGUGCAAAUUAUGCACGGCAGGAUUCAACACGGGCAAGGCACUCAGGGUUCAUCAGGCACGGGUCCACCCAAAAAGCAUCACCACCAUUAAAUGUCCCCUCUGCCCCAGGCGGUACAAUAGUGAAUUUACUCUCCAUGCACACCUUGAUCGAAUGCACAGAGACAAAACUGGGAGUAAACAAAGGAGGGAAGAGCUCGUUGCAGACGCACCACGAGACUCUUUCGCCGCUACGGGAAAGAUUGACGCCAUUGUUGAGAGAACUAAUAUCGUGGUGAGGAGAGAGAUGGAUUUUUCACCAAGAGUACUUGCUCCACCCCAAGCUAAACUUCCCCCAGCAUCGUCAAUGGUACAAAAAAUGCCACCACCACUGUCGAAACUAUUGACACCACUACCGUCGAAACUAUUGACACCACCACUGUCGAAACUAUUGACACCACCACCGUCGAAACUAGUGACACCACCACCAUCCAAGCCAGAAGCUGCCAUAGAGAAGAAAGUGGUCUCUACAUCGAUAGAAGAUGAAUUAGAUGAAUUGCUCUUCUCUGACGUUAAAGCAACAAAUGAUUCUGCUCUCAACGUAGAGAAUAGUGUGCUCCUUAAAUCAAAUAAUCUCACUCCCACUAUCACCCACACCCUCCCUGGUUCUACUCUUUCUUCUCGAACCCCUACUAAGGUUGUCACUCCCCUUUGCUCUCCAUCUAUCGAUGACGACUCCCACAUACCCAUCUUACCACCUAAAGCAUUCGAAUGUGAGCAAUGUGGGUCUCGUCUACACUCUGAAAAAGGUCUCUUAAUGCAUAGAAACCUUAUUCACGGGACAAAUUAGUAAACCACGUAAAUUACGAACUAACCAUCAAAACCCGUCGUGAAAACUAUCACUGUCAAAUAUUAAAUCACACCCAAUAUUAUAUGUCCUUUUCUUAUUUCUUACCUGUAAUUUAUAAUGACAUAAAUGUUAAAUACUAUUUAUUACAACUUAUAAUUGGAUAUUGUACUAGGGUGGUCUAGGGUUGGGUUUAUAAAAGUAUAAAUUAUUUCAUAAUGUUUUUA